Pelodiscus sinensis (Chinese soft-shelled turtle) is the source of this 1901-nucleotide messenger RNA. Lineage: Eukaryota; Metazoa; Chordata; Testudines; Trionychidae. The record is from RefSeq and is a predicted model, not a curated record.
AAUAAUCAUUUUUUGGAUAAAGUAUUUUAGUAACAUAAACUUUUUUUAGGUCACUUCCGGGUACCACAGCAGCUGAAUGUGCAUCAAAUCUUAAGAAGAUCUAUACAGUACAGACAGUACAGAUUUUCUGGAGUGUCUAUAAUAAUAUUCCUCCUGUGACAAAUUUGCCUCUGAGAUGCAGUUACCAUUUAAUGCGGGGAGAAAGACGGCCCCUUUGGGAAGAGGAAAGCAAUGCCAAAGGAGGUGUAUGGAAAAUGAAGGUCCCCAAAGAAAGUACAUCUGCGGUUUGGAAAGAGUUACUGCUGGCAACUAUUGGGGAACAGUUUACAGAUUGCUCUACAGCAGAUGACGAAGUAAUAGGGGUUAGUGUCAGUGUUCGUGACCGUGAAGAUGUUGUUCAAGUCUGGAAUGUGAAUGCAUCUUUAGCAAGUGAAGCAACUGUUUUAGAAAAGAUCUAUGAACUUCUGCCACACACGUCCUUUAAAGCAGUGUUUUAUAAGCCCCACAGAGAGCAUCAUGCUUUUGAAGGUAGACGUGGAAAACAUUAAUAAUUCCCUGCACAAAACUCAUACUUUGUAGCCUAAGUUUUGGACAUGGCCUGAGCAGAGAGAUGGAGGAGCAGAAGCCUUGCAGAAGCACCACAUCUGCUUGUCAUUUUCAGUUUGUUUCUAAUGCUUUCAAAUUGAGCCAUUAUCACUCAAAAUGAGGAAGGUGGUUGCCUUUAUUACUAAACAUGGUGCUCCUUACUUUUUAGGCUUUCUACAUUCUCUGUUUAGUUUCCUUGUUGGAAAAAAUAAUUAGCCAUUUGUUUUUCUUUUAUUCAGACUGAAUUUGUAUUUCUUUUGUUAAACAUAGAAGACUCUUUUAAAGUAGGUGUACUGUACUUAGUAAAAUGCAAAGAUGCACAAACAUGAUAUGCUGCUUUUUCUAGAUUUGCUGUACAUAGAAGAAUACUUGCUUGGUGAAACAUGUGUUUUCAAUUUUUGUUUUGAAACAUUCCUAUCAUGUUAAGAUUUACUCACUGUCUUUGUCCCAAGAGAGAGAAAUUGCACUGCAUUAUUCUAAUAUAAAGUCAUCUGGUCUUGCACUGAGAAUAGCACACAUACUGUAAAAAUAAAUAAUAAUCACUGAAUGAGACCCUCCAAACAAAGAACACAUUUGUAUUGGGACGGACUUAAAUUCUGUGAGUUGUUGUAAACCAGUGUUUCAUUUAUGCAGUCUCAAAACAACACAUUCAGCAGAAAAUGAGAGAUCUUUCAAUAAGUGGUAGUUUUGUAUGCUUUCUUGUGAAGCUUUUUGGUGCACUCAUUACAAAAAUAUUUCCCAACUCAAUUCUAGCACAUUUUACUAAAUGGAUCCUUCCCUCUCCUUGUUUUAAUCAUAUUGGGCUUCUGCCCAUACCCAUGAAGAUUAGUACCAAACUCCUGUUGGCUUCUGUACAAGAAGAUAGCCCCCAUCAUAUUUAGUUUCAAGUAGUGGCAGCAUCUUCAGUGAGGUAGGUUUUAGUUUAGAAAAAUGAAGUUAAUAUUUUACGGCAUGACUCUGAAUAUUUACAGUGUUAACCUCCCAGUGUGUUUUGUCUCUAUUGAAAAUUGGAGGGUUCACUAUGCUUUAUUAUAGUACCAAAGAUUUAUUGAGUUAGUUCUUUUUACUAAAGGAAGCUACAAAGUAGAAAUGAAUGUAUACUCCACUGAGUAUUCCGGGGUUGAUGUGUUUUUUGGACAGUGUUCAGAUUGCACUGAUUUUCACAUAUUUAGUAUAUUAAGAGGGCAACCAUUGGAAUGAAAUACAUUUAUGAAUUAAAAUUCCCUUUUCAUUUUUUACAACUUCAUCUGUAUUUAUGAAUUAUAAUUGUGCAGUUUGUGAGGAUUAUUAAUUAAACAAAUUUUUCUAAAAUCAAA